AAAAAAAAAAAAAAAAAAAAGGAGCGGGAGAUCCGGAGAAGUCCUCCCCGCCGGAGCGCGUCUGAAUGCGGGGAAGAGAGGCACGGAACCCCGGGGGGCUGCGGUGGUCUUCUACGUCACUCAAGCCGAAUCCACGGUUCUUGUCUUUCGGAGUAAACCAAGAAAAGCAAGCGAGGGAGUGAAUUAAGUCCUUUUUUCACCUUUUUGGGGAGAAAAUUCACCUUUUUUUGCAUAAAUUGGAACAAAGUGGUGCGCUGGAUGAAUGCGCCUCGAACACAGCUCGUGGUUGCCUCCCGCGUGCAGCUCCUCCGUUGACGCAAAGAAGGACGUGGGAGUGGGAGUGGGUCGUGUCUCGGUGCCUAUCACUCACGGGAGGAGAGGACACGGCUUGCCCGGGCGAUGGGGAGAAGCGCGCAGUGGGCAAUUGCGAGCGGAAACCGGAUGCCGCAGACCUGAAAAAGCAGGGUUUUUUUUACCCCCCCUUGCUCCUGGAGGAGUUUAUCUACGGAUUUCUUCUUAUACUUUUUGUUUUUUUCUGGUGGAGAACGAACCGAGGAUGCAUUGUGGAUUAGUCCUGACCCUGUUGACGGGGACGCUCUCAGUGGUUCUGGCGUUCAAAAACGACAAAUGCGGGGGGAACGUCCGCAUCUCAAACGCCAACUACCUCACUUCGCCCGGGUACCCCAUGUCGUACGCCUCCUCCCAGCGCUGCGCGUGGGUGAUCACGGCCCCGGGCCCCCACCAGCGGAUCCUCAUCAACUUCAAUCCACAUUUUGACCUGGAGGACCGGGAGUGCAAGUACGACUACGUAGAAGUGAGAGACGGCGUGGACGAGAGCGGUCAGCUGGUGGGGAAGUACUGCGGCAAGAUCGCCCCGUCGCCCGUGGUCUCCUCCGGGAACCAGCUCUUCAUCAAGUUUGUGUCCGACUACGAGACCCACGGAGCGGGGUUCUCCAUCCGAUACGAGAUCUUCAAGACGGGUCCCGAAUGCUCCAGGAACUUCACGGCCAACGGCGGCGUCAUCAAGUCCCCGGGCUUCCCAGAGAAGUACCCCAACAACCUGGACUGUACCUUCAUGAUCUUCGCACCGCGCAUGUCCGAAAUCGUCCUGGAGUUCGAGAGCUUCGAGCUGGAGCCGGACCCCACGCCGCCCGCCGGAGUCUUCUGCCGUUACGACCGGCUGGAGAUCUGGGAAGGCUUUCCCGGAGUCGGCCCGUACAUCGGCAGGUACUGUGGACAGAACACACCGGGGAGAAUCAUCUCCUACACGGGCAUCCUGGCACUGACCAUCAGCACGGACAGUGCCAUCGCCAAGGAGGGCUUUUCUGCCAACUACACCGUCAUGGAAAGGACCGUUCCGGAAGACUUUGACUGCGGCGACCCCCUGGGAAUGGAAUCUGGCGAGAUAACAUCUGACCAGAUCGUGGCCUCGUCCCAGUACAACCCCAGCUGGUCCCCGGAACGAUCCAGACUCAACUACUAUGAGAACGCGUGGACGCCUGCACAGGACUCCAACAAGGAGUGGAUACAGAGUUCAGCAGGACAGGACGGACCGCCCAGCUCCACCCCCGAUGACGGCGUGAAGAUGAAAAGUGACAUCAUCACCACCAUGAUUGCCCCGCAGGAGUUCCGCAAGGCUCCGUACUCCAAACAGUCCUUUUUCUGCUCUAUAUAA
Entelurus aequoreus (snake pipefish) is the source of this 1675-nucleotide messenger RNA. Its product is annotated as neuropilin-1a-like. The record is from RefSeq and is a predicted model, not a curated record. NCBI's taxonomy places the organism in Eukaryota, Metazoa, Chordata, Actinopteri, Syngnathiformes, Syngnathidae. The transcript is spliced from 9 exons. The coding region runs from base 263 to 1675 and encodes 470 amino acids.